Molecule: messenger RNA, 366 nt
Organism: Blumeria graminis f. sp. triticale
Lineage: Eukaryota; Fungi; Ascomycota; Leotiomycetes; Helotiales; Erysiphaceae
Source: the annotation of a GenBank genome assembly
CAAAUACAUACACUCCGGGACAUAAAUUCGCAUAGUUUUGCGCUUAAACUUGUUCAGCACAAUGAAAUUGAUAUCCUUCUAGUUCAAGAGCCUUGGAAUUUAAGAGACCUUGCUACAAGACAGUCGAUAUCGCACCCUAAUUUCAUGUGUUUCUCGUCCCUUUCUGAAAGGCACUCGCGUCCUAGGGCCCUGAUUUACGUUCGAAAAUCGCACGAGCUUGACCCAUGUCAGACCGCUGUAGAUAUCACUUUUAACUGUGUACAAAUUGCUGUUGAAGGGGGGCGUGGAAGUAAAAUAAUUAUAUGGAGUAUCUACAGCCCCCUGGCCAACUGCACAGGUGCUGGAGACGGUCUGAAUCUAGUCUAG